Morone saxatilis (striped sea-bass) is the source of this 2379-nucleotide messenger RNA. RefSeq names its product neurogenic differentiation factor 2-like. Gene Ontology annotation, molecular function: protein dimerization activity. The record is from RefSeq and is a predicted model, not a curated record. NCBI's taxonomy places the organism in Eukaryota, Metazoa, Chordata, Actinopteri, Moronidae.
UCACAGCCUUAGCUGGUAUGUAACCCCGUCCCCGGUAGCUCACGGUUGCCACACGCGCACUCACACACACACAUACGCACACAUACAUGCAUACAUGCUCACUUACUCACUCACACAUAUACGCACAGACACGCCAAGACGCACGUCCGUUCACAAGCUCCAGUUAUUGGAGUGUGCGCGCUGGGAGAGGAGCACCCCUAAACAGCCCGUCAGCGCCAGUGAAAGAGAGCCGCGCGCUGCCUGCACCCAUACACUGACAGGGAGCGUUGGUUCGCUCACUCGUGCGGUCCCUGAAGAUGGUCUGAAACUCAAGCGCGUUUUUUUUUCUCCCAUCCCUUGUGAAGAGCUCGAGCAGAGAGCCACAAUGUUGACGAGGCUUUUCAGUGACCCCUCACUACUCCCCGAUGUGCAGAAAUACUCCGGCUGGGCGGAGGACAGCGAUUGCGAGAGUUCCAAGAUCAAAGAUGAGGACCAGGACACCCAGGACGACAUGGAGGGAUCUGAUCUGAGAGGAGAUAGCCGGACGCAGUCCGAGCACGCCGGGGACGAUGACGAAGACGACGGGGUAGAGGAAGAGGACGAUGGCGAGGAUACAGAGGGGGACAGGCCCAAGAAAAGGGGCCCCAAGAAGCGCAAAAUGACCCAGGCCCGGAUCGAGCGCUCAAGGAUGCGGCGGGUAAAGGCCAACGCACGGGAGCGGACCCGCAUGCACGACCUGAACUCUGCGCUCGACAAUCUGCGUAAAGUGGUGCCAUGCUACUCCAAAACGCAAAAACUGUCCAAAAUAGAGACAUUGCGGUUGGCCAAAAACUAUAUCUGGGCUCUGUCGGAGAUACUGCGCUCUGGAAAAAGGCCAGACCUUGUGUCCUACGUCCAGACGCUGUGCAAGGGACUCUCCCAACCCACGACCAACCUGGUGGCGGGAUGCCUGCAGCUAAACUCCCGUAACUUCCUAACCGAGCAGCAGUGUCAGGAUGGGGGGAGGUACGCGUCCGGCUCCUUCUCCAUGCAUUCCUACCCCUACCAGUGUGCGCGUCUCUCAAGCCCCCACUGCCAGCCGGGUUCGAACUCGCAUCCGCUGAGGACGCACGGCUACUGCUCCACUUACGACUCUCUGUACGGUGGGAGCGGGUCCCCUGAGUAUAACAGCCCCGAGUAUGAGGGGCCCCUCAGCCCGCCCCUGUGCGUCAAUGGCAACUUUUCACUGAAGCACCAAGGCUCUGCCUCCCCCGAAAACGAGAAGGGAUACCACUACUCUAUGCAUUACUCCGGCCUGCCUGGCUCAAGACCCACCGGGGCCCACAACCUGGUGUUUGGCUCCUCGGGGUCCCGGAGCGGCAUUCACUCUGAAAACGUCCUGCCUUACCACGACAUGCACUUACACCACGAACGGGCCCCCGUGUAUGAUGAACUGAACGCGUUUUUUCACAAUUAAAAUGAGAAACCUAUCGUGCGUCCCCUUGCAAUCAACAAUCUAUCCACGGCACACUUUUUGAAAAGCUUACCUGCCAGGAUUUAGGCAUUCUGGAGAGAUGUUUCACUCGUUGUCAUUAGUGUUUUCCUUUCUAUUUUUUCUGUCUUAAUUUUUUGUUUUGCUAUAGUCAGGGAUGUAGUGGAGGGUAAUCUACCUAACCCACAAUCUUAUUGUUGCGCAACAGAAGUUAUCCAGCUUUUAAAGCUGAAAUAAAUCUCUAAAAGGAAAUUUGAUAAUCAUAUCAAGACCUAAGGGAAUUUCAAAAUAUUAAUGUAAAGUGAGAUUUGUGUUUGUAUCGGUGAUUGUUUGCAUUUUGAUGACUGGAAGUCAAAGUUUACCCACUUGUUUAUUUACCACUACAUCACUGUCUACAGUUACACCUUGACAUUGGCGGUGAAUUUCUAAUAAUAUGAAAUUAGGAAUAAAUCAAUGAACAAGCGAAUGCAAAUCACAUCACGCCUGUACGUGCGACAUUUAGGAGGUUGUGGUUUUUGGAAAUGAUGAAAUCUAAAGAAAUGCUGAACCGGUAAAAAAAUGUGCAAGUAGGGUUGUUUUAGAAGAAUCUGUUCUCCAGCAAAUCAAUCGUUUCGCAUCUAUGCAAAACCCAACGAGACCACAAAGAGAGGCCCAGAAAGACACUGUAUGUUCAUCAGCACCGGCUGCACGCACGGGUGCGCGCAGACACACACUCACACACACUCACACACACUCACACAAAGACAGACAGACAGACAGACAGACAGACAGACAGACACUUUGGAAUUAACUAAAUCUGACAAUGGCUGGGCUGGCCAAAAUGGUUUAACUUCUAAAACAAUCAUCAAAAUACAAUGAAAUCAGACAUUUUCUUUUUUUCUUUUUUACUCGUAUUUAUUCAUAUUGCCUUUAUUCUUCUAUUUGAUCCA